Closterium sp. Naga37s-1 is the source of this 2178-nucleotide messenger RNA. The record is from the annotation of a GenBank genome assembly. Lineage: Eukaryota; Viridiplantae; Streptophyta; Zygnematophyceae; Desmidiales; Closteriaceae.
AUGGUAAUUCAGGAAUACGCACCGUCGCCCUCGCUUCCCCCAUUUCCCCGUCGCCAUUGCCCUCCCAUCGCCCUUACCCCACUCCCCUCCCGUCGCUUCCUCGUCAACGUCGUCGUGCCCCAUUCCGACGCUUCGUUCACCACUCCGCGACCACCCACUUUCUCCGUUGUCGUGUCCCCACCACUCCCCACUAUCCUGACAGGGGCGCCCACGUUUCCUCACUCGGGAAGCCCGUGCACACGCCCACGUUCCUCCUCCCCGCGCGCGCUCCUCUCGCCUCCCCGCGCGGCAUCCUCUCGCCACCCCGCGCGGUCUCCUCUCGCCUCCCGCGCGGCAUCCUCUCGCCGCCCCGCGCGCGCUCCUCUUGCCUCCCCGCGCGGCCUCCUCUCACCAUCCCUAGCGUGCUCCUCUCGCCUCCCCUCGCGUGAUCCUCUCGCCUUUAUAGCACGAGAUUUCGUUGCCUCCCCGCGUGGCCUCCUCUCACCAUCCCGCGCGUGCUCCUCUCGCCUCCCCUCGCGUGCUCCUCUCACCUUUAUAGCGCGCGCUUCUCUUGCCUCCCCGCGCGGCCUCCUCUCACCUCCCCGCGCGUCUUCCUCUCGCCGCCCCACGCGUGCUUCUCUCACCUCCCCGCGCGUGCUCCUCUCGCCUCCCCGCGCGUGCUCCUCUCUCCUCACCUUGCGUGCUCCUCUCGCCUCCCCGCGCGUGCUCCUCUCUCCUCACCUUGCGUGCUCGUUUCGCCUCCCCGCGCGUGCUCCUCUCUCCUCACCUUGCGUGCUCCUCUCGCCUCCCCGCGCGUGCUCCUCUCUCCUCACCUUGCGUGCUCCUCUCGCCUCCCCGCGCGUGCUCCUCUCUCCUCACCUUGCGUGCUCCACCUUGCGUGCUCCUUUCGCCUCCCCGCGCGUGCUCCUCUCUCCUCACCUUGCGUGCUCCUUUCGCCUCCCCGCGCGUGCUCCUCUCUCCUCACCUUGCGUGCUCCUCUCGCCUCCCCGCGCGUGCUCCUCUCUCCUCACCUUGCGUGCUCCUCUCGCCUCCCCGCGCGUGCUCCUUUCUCCUCACCUUGCGUGCUCCUCUCGCCUCCCCGCGCGUGCUCCUUUCUCCUCACCUUGCGUGCUCCUCUCGCCUCCCCGCACGUGCUCCUCUCUCCUCACCUUGCGUGCUCCCUUCCUCUCAUCCGCCCUUCCUCUCAUCCUCCCUUCCUCUCAUCCUCCAUUCAUCUCAUCAUCCUUUCCUCUCAUCCUCCUUUCCUCUUAUCCUCCCUCCCUCUCAUCCGCCUUUCCUCUCAUCCUUCCUUCCUCUCAUCCUCCCUUCCUCUCAUCCUCCCUUCCUCUCAUCCUCCCUUCCUCUCAUCCGCCCUUCCUCUCAUCCUCCCUUCCUCUCAUCCUCCCUUCCUCUCAUCCUCCCUUCAUCUCAUCAUCCUUUCCUCUCAUCCUCCCUUCCUCUUAUCCUCCCUCCCUCUCAUCCACCAUUCCUCUCAUCCGCCCUUCCUCUCAUCCUCCCUUCCUCUCAUCCUCCCUUCAUCUCAUCAUCCUUUCCUCUCAUCCUCCUUUCCUCUUAUCCACCCUCCCUCUCAUCCGCCUUUCCUCUCAUCCUUCCUUCCUCUCAUCCUCCUUUUCUCUUAUCCUCCCUCCCUCUCAUCCGCCUUUCCUCUCAUCCUUCCUUCCUCUCAUCCUCCCUUCCUCUCAUCCGCCCUUCCUCUCAUCCGCCCUUCCUCUCAUCCACCCUUCCUCUCAUCCUCCCUUCCUCUCAUCCUCCCUUCAUCUCAUCAUCCUUUCCUCUCAUCCUCCUUUCCUCUUAUUCUCCCUCCCUCUCAUGCGCCCUUCCUCUCAUCCGCCCUUCCUCUCAUCCGCCCUUCCUCUCAUCCUCCCUUCCUCUCAUCCUCCCUUCAUCUCAUCAUCCUUUCCUCUCAUCCUCCUUUCCUCUUAUCCUCCCUCCCUCUCAUCCGCCUUUCCUCUCAUCCUUCCUUCCUCUCAUCCUCCCUUCCUCUCAUCCGCCCUUCCUCUCAUCCGCCUUUCCUCUCAUCCUCCCUUCCUCUCAUCCGCCCUUCCUCUCAUCCUCCCUUCCUCUCAUCCUCCCUUCCUCUCAUCCUCCCUUCCUCUCAUCCUCCCUUCCUCUCAUCCUCCCUUGUAUUCAGGUGCGUGUGAACCCUACCGUGCGAGAAGCCAUGUUACUAUCUGUUAG